Molecule: messenger RNA, 759 nt
Organism: Cotesia congregata
Lineage: Eukaryota; Metazoa; Arthropoda; Insecta; Hymenoptera; Braconidae
Source: the annotation of a GenBank genome assembly
AUGUCUUUAACCCCAAAUCAGAAUAUCUCACUGACGGACGCACUGUCCUUUUUUCCCAAGUUUGAAGGGAACCCUAGCGAGCUCAUCGACUUCCUGAAUUGUUGUAAGGAAGCUAAAUCUGUCCUGCCAGAGGCAGCUGAGGGAAACCUCACGAAGCUCAUAUACGGGUCGAAACUUGGAGCCAAGGUUAAAACUUCUUUAAACAUUGCUGUCCCAGUGACGAUUGCAGGUUUAACGUCGGAGCUGAAGAAGAUCUACGUUCCAAACAAAACGCUUUUCCAACUCCAGGGUGAACUGGGACGAAUGUAUCAAAAGGACACCGAAUCCGUAGUGGAAUUUGUAAACAGACUACGGAAGAAGGGACGCGAGAUCAUGGAUGGUGAAAAAUUCCCUUUUCGCCAAGCCAAUCGGGUAGAGAAUGGGGUGAUGUAUAUUCCACCCCGAAGCGAGUCCACCUUUUUCAUAGAGGUUCAGAAUCCAGAGGUUCGGGAAGGGUUCAUCCCUAAAUUACGAAUUUGUAAGGGUGUAUUUGCCGGUAAUUGUUUAGUGAGAAUAAACAACAUGAACCGCGCAUACCUGCAAAUUUAUAACACAACUGAAGAGGAGGUAGCUGUAAAAAUCCCGAACCUAGCGGUUCGCGAAAUCGAACAAGUAAUGACGCUGGAUUUGUCUUCAAAGAAUCCCUACAAUCGGUUAAGCAUUACCAAACCCAUCUUCAAUAAUAAUCAAAAUAUUCCCGAUUUUGACAGAUUCGAAAGA